Polistes dominula (European paper wasp) is the source of this 500-nucleotide messenger RNA. RefSeq names its product mitochondrial ribosomal protein L34 (gene mRpL34). NCBI's taxonomy places the organism in Eukaryota, Metazoa, Arthropoda, Insecta, Hymenoptera, Vespidae. Gene Ontology annotation, cellular component: ribosome; mitochondrial large ribosomal subunit. Gene Ontology annotation, biological process: translation. The record is from RefSeq and is a predicted model, not a curated record. Gene Ontology annotation, molecular function: structural constituent of ribosome.
UGUCGAUCAGACGAACUAAAGUCUCUGGGAUCACUGAUUCUAACCUCCAAAUACGAUGCCAGUUCUGUAUGUUAGUUCUGUAGGCCAGUUCUGUAUAGUUAUUUUACGAAGUACUUGAUAUAAGUUUUAAAGAUGUUUGCUCGAUUGGUUAGUAACAUUGUUAAUGCAUUGCCAGGUAACAAAUGGGUUAUGGGUUGCAAUGGGUUCACUCGAUUUUUGAAUUUAGCACUUGGACCACCGAAUCAGUGUCAACGAAAUUUUGCAUCUAAAUCAAAAUUCUUUUAUAUGACAAAACCGAGGUAUAAUUUUCCAAGACCUUCCGAAUACAAACGCGUUACGAGACUUGGGUGGCAUGCAAGAAUGUCAACGCCUGAAGGUAGAAGAAUUCUUAUGAGAAGAAUAUUAAAAGGCAAACAUGUAUUGAGUCAUUAACGUUAUUGCCAUUGUGUAUUUAAUAUUAUACAAUAUUAAUAAAGAUUAUGAUCAAGCUUGCAACGAAA